AUGAACAACGAGGAACAUCAGCCAAGACGCAACGAGAUAAAGUUCGAUGCAGCGGCAAGAUACAGGAAGGCCUUUCCUCUUGGGGUAAACAAUGUUCUGGACCAGGUCCGAGAAUCAUUAAACCUGGCUCUCGACGACGGCCUUUUCCGGCUCAGAGUCCAACUAAAUAUCCAUCAGUUCGAUCAAAGGCUGCAAUCAUUUUCUGACGGCAAGAUGCCAGAGCUGGUUGCGAUGAUCGGGGAGCUGUUGGUUGAGAGGGGAAUGAGACCGAGCAUUAUGUUCAACACGAUCAUGGAUGCAUCGAUCGCACGAACAGUCCUCCCAGAUCAUCUGCGAGAAAAGGUUUCGAUCAACGUGCUGGGGCUGGGAGAGUUUGGGGAAGAAUACGAUGCAGCGGUGUUGGUUGCCCCAAGUAACGAGGGCAAUGAGAACCUCCAGAGGAUCGAGGCAGUGGAGAAACUGAUAUAUUCAGGUCCUCCUAGGGGACUGGUAUCCCGGUCAGCAAGGGCAAAGUACAUGCAAAGACCGAUCAUCCUGAUCAACCCCGUGCUUGAAGCCAUCCACUCCCUGUCUACUCCGCAUAGCAAAGUGCCGCCCAUGUUCAUGAGUGACUUUGAUGUCGUGUACUUCUUGCAGUUACAGGCUUCAAUGGUCCGCGUUCGCAUUGGAAAUGCAGGUGAAUCAGUGUUCACACCGUGUGGCUCGUUGAAAUUUUUCGGUCUAUUCCAUCAUGUUGAAAUUUUGCAGCUCUGGAUUGAAGCCAAUGAUGGACAAGAGCGAGGUGUCAGUCAAAGAAGGCCAUGGAGAGGAUUCCGCUUGAUCUGGGAGAAGCCAAACUCCUUAUCUUCACAAGACGCUGCUUUGUUGGACGAUCUAAGGGACUGCCUCCAUCAAAGAUGGCAACCUUAG
Guillardia theta CCMP2712 is the source of this 909-nucleotide messenger RNA. RefSeq lists its product as hypothetical. The record is from RefSeq and is a predicted model, not a curated record. NCBI's taxonomy places the organism in Eukaryota, Cryptophyceae, Pyrenomonadales, Geminigeraceae. The transcript is spliced from 5 exons. The coding region runs from base 1 to 909 and encodes 302 amino acids.